This is a messenger RNA of Leptomonas pyrrhocoris, 4340 nucleotides long. RefSeq lists its product as hypothetical. Bases 228 to 4340 code for a protein of 1370 amino acids. NCBI's taxonomy places the organism in Eukaryota, Euglenozoa, Kinetoplastea, Trypanosomatida, Trypanosomatidae. The record is from RefSeq and is a predicted model, not a curated record. The transcript has a single exon. Gene Ontology annotation, molecular function: protein binding.
AGAGCUGUCGUCCCAGCUUCGCCUCGGACCACGUAUUGCUAUCUGCCGCUCAGACCUCCCAUUUUCCCGUUGUACGGUACAGUGAAGCGUACCAACGUACGCGCCAUACGAGGUUGUAUGCAACCGCCUUUAUUGCCGUAUAUAUUUUUUCCUUUCAUCUUCAGAGAUUCCUUCUCGAUUUUUCGUUUAUAAUAAAGGAAGCGACGUGAGUCAAACCGAAGUUCACGAUGAAUGAGAUCCCCUCUGCCGGCGAGACAUUCCGCGGCGAUGACGGCACCGUCUCGACCAUUCUCCCCUCGAACUACGGGCAGGAUUACGAGGCCUCCGAGGGCGAGUUAGAGGAGUACGCGGAGUUCAUCGGCAUCGACCCGGCCAAGGAACCGGAGCUGAUGUGGAUUGCGCGAGAGGGACUGCGAGCUCCGCUGCCGGAGGGGUGGCGCGCGUGCCAGACUGACGACAACGAAGUCUACUACUUCAACUUCCAAACCGGGGACAGCCUGUGGGACCACCCGAUGGAUGAGCACUACAAGGAAAAGGUCACGACCGAGCGCGCGAAGCACCGCGGCGGCGGCGGCAAAGGCGGCAGCGCGCUCGGCGCAGCGGCGGCCGCCAUCGCCGGUCCGGCCAGCAUACGCACCGGCUCGACGAAAGCGCUGACGGACUCGCUGUUUCUAAAGCCAGCCAGCAGCACCGGCGGGCCGCUCUCCAUCACGACGACGCCCUCCGUGUCCAUCAGCGAUGGUGCCAGCGCACCGCUUCCGGCGCCGGAUGUGUCCGACAUUUUGAGCUUCGCGGCUGCCGCGGCGGUGGCCUCUCCGCUGGGCCCGGGCAGCGCGCGCGGUACGCCCGGUCCAUUCAAGUUAAAGGAAGCGGAGGCGGCGCUGCGCAGGCGGCUGGUGGAGCAAAACGAGACUCAGCUGCGCGCCCUCCGCAUCGACUACGGCAAGAAAGAAGACGCCGAGCGGCAGCGGCUGGAGGAGGCGAAGAGUGCACUGCAAAAAGAGCUCGACGCUGCCUGGGCACGCGUCGAAACGAGCGCCACCGGCGAAGGCACGUCCACCGUCAGCAAUAUUAGCAGUGGUGAUGCCGCCAGCAGCGCCACACAGCGCCGCCUGAAGACCGCGCGGGAGGUGAAGCAAAUCGAAGAGAGUUGGAAGUCACGCCUGCAGGACGUCAGCAUCCGCGUGAAGGAGCUGAAACAGAAGGUGGACACCCAACAGCAGACGCUGCAGAAGAGCAUCUAUCAGCCGCCGGAAGAGCUAAGGAAGUCGUUAGACGCGCGAAAUGCCGCCGAACUCGCGCAGCUGCGGGAGGCUGCUCGGAAGCAGAACGACGUGGCGCUGCAGCGAGUAAAGAGCGAGCACGCCGCCGAGCAGGCGAAGGCGGCCGCAGUAGAAGCCGAGAAGGUGGCGGCGGCGGCGAAGCUGGCCGAAAGCACCAGUGCGCAAAAGAUGCAGGAGCGCAAGGCGCAGAAUGCAGCCAUGCUCGCCGCCCUGCAGGCCGCCGUGGGGGCGAAGCGCGCGGAGCUCACAGCGAACACGAACUCGGCCACCAUCGCAAAGGCGAGCGCAGCACCGCUGAAAGGAGGGCUCUCUGCGCAGGAUAGGGCCGCCAUCAUCGCCGCACAGGCAGCGGCCGAUGCUGAAAUUGCGCAGGCGAAGAAGGCGAACGAGCUCGCUCUCACGCAACUUCGAGAGGAGUACGAAGGAAGGAGGAGGGAGAGGGAGGCCGUCCAGCACCCCACACCGAGCGUGUCUCGCCCGUCGUCGGCGCUGCAGACCCCCACGCACGGCCUCUCACGCGCAGCGAGCAAUAACAGCUUCAGUGCCAACGUCGUGUCCCCGGACGAGCAGGCAAAGCUGGACGAGGAGGAUCAGAAGUUGAGAGAGGAGGUGGAGAGGGCGGCCCGCAUUUACGCGGAGGAAACGGAGUUGAUGGUGGCGAACAAGGAGGCGGGUCGGCAUCUCACUGCGGCUCCGCUGCCGGCGGCGGCGGCGGGUGUGUCGACGGAGGCGGUGGCCGCACUGGCGCGUACCGCCGCCCAAAACCAACGUGCCCGCGACGCCGAAAACGCGCGGCACUCCAUGGCCAUAAAGCAGCUGGAGGCGAAACACGAGCAGGCCGUGCGGGUGCUCAAGUCACAGCAGGACAAGGACGUGGCCGCUGCAUCCGCCACCGCAGCGGCAGGCAGCAGCGCCGCUGCCGCUUUCAACGCGCGUCAACACCCGUCCUUUACGGCGCAGCUCAACGCGCGCAAGCGCAGCUGGGUGCGUGACCACCCGGCACCGUCCAUGGAGAUGCCCACCCUGGCCGCCAUUCCAACUCUUCCUGCGGCGACCAUGAGCUCGUCCAUGCCCGCGGCGACCAUGCCAGACUCUGACGAGCAGGCGAAGAUCAUCAAGGUGCGCCUGGCGCAGAUCCACGACGAACUGCAGCCCAAGUUUGAUCGCGCGAUGCAGGCGUUGCAGCGGACAAAGGAGAGCGAAAUCGCAGCGUGGCAGACGAACUACCGAGCGGCUCGGUUGGCAGCGGUGCAGGCGGCGUUGGCGUCUUUACAAAAGGAAAAGGAUGCGGAGGUGGAGGCUGCGAAACGCAGCGCAGAAGAACACGCAGAGGCUACUACUGCAAACGCAGUCCAACUCGCUGCUGAGACAGCUGCGGCUGCUGCUGCUGCGGCAGCCCGGAAAGAGGCGGAAGAAGUCGCCACGGCAGCGGCAAACGCGAAGCUGCGCACGCUGGAGGAUAACGUACGCGCGUUGGAGACGAAGGCCGCCGGCGAAGAAGAGGAAUUGAGGGCGUCAUGCGCAGCCGUAGCGAAGGAAAUCGCCCAGCUGGAGGCGACACUGCUGAGACUGACGAAGGAAGUGGAGGCGGAGGAGAAGCGGCGCGAGGAACAACAGACCAAGUCUGCCGCUGCCGCUGCGGAGACCGACGCGCUGCUGACGAGGCGAAGCGAAGCGACGGCGGCAGAACCCGCCGUGCCGUCGUCUACGGCGUUAGUUGUGAAAGACGCCGACGCUGAGGAGGAGGAGAACGCGCUGCGAGCACGCUGGACGGGUCUCUUGAAGAGCCUCCGCGCGGCCGCUCAGCAGGAAAUGGCCAACUACGAACGAGUGCUGGCUGAGAGUGCGAAAGCCACGAACCAGGUCGCCAACGCAGACGCGGUGGGUGGUGCGGGCUCCGUUGCAGGAGACAGAGCUGGCCAACAACGAGAUGACGGGCUGCAGGGUCUUGGGACGGGGUCUUUGCCCCCCACUGCGCCCGUUAUCAGCAGUGGCGGCGGCGCCUCCGGUCCAUCGACUGCCGCCACGCUCGGUGCCGGUCCCCCUUAUCAGUCCUCGUUGAUGCUCGGCAGCGCCGCAUCGUCACUUGGGUUUGCAACCCCGCUGCAACGACCGCCGCUGUCGUGCAGUUCGGACUACCGGAGCUGUCGCACCGAGAGCGGUGAGCUGAACCCAAAUGUUCGUCUUUUCGCUCCGACACAGCAACCAUUGCCACCGCCCGCGUGGACGAACUCCAGUGGCGUUGGUUCCUCGGAUGCUGGAUUCAUGCCCUCUGCCGCCAAUGGCGGGCGCUGUGCGGACCCAACCGCGAACUGGCCGCGCGGUGCUGGCUCAGUGGGCGGCAACGAUGCCCGCGCCACACUUCCCGCUCCGUACUACGCUGGCAGCGGCGUCGAUGAGAGCAGCCGCCUUCUCUCCCUGCCGCCGCGUCAGGCCAUGCCGGAUGCUGCUGCUGCGCUGUCAGGGCAGCGAUCAACCCAGGGCUGGAACGCAGAGCAUCGUGCAAGCGGCGUGGAGGGGGACGAUGGUGAUGACCAGGCUGGGCGGCUGGCCGCGCUUCAGCAAGCAGCCAGAGAGCGCCGGCAUGCGCUGCAGGUGCAACGGCGUGAAAUUGAGCUUCUACGCGAGGAGUGGAAGGCGGACAUGCAGUCUUGCAAGCAGCGAGACGACAGGGCGCAGGCACGGAAGCUGCGCGCGGUAAAGGAGGUGCUGGAGGAGCGCGCACGCAGACUCAACGAGGAGGUGAUGGAGUUGAAGGCGGUGCAGCACGAGGUGCAGAAGGAGGUGCGCCGCUACUCGGACUGGGCUCAGCAGCAGCGCGUAGGUAGCGAAACCACAGCGAACGGGACCGCCAACGCGACGACAACGUAUCAUCCAAGCAGUCCUGAAAACGAGAGAAAUCAGAGCGCGUACGGUGGCCGUGCGGCGGCGGAUGUGGUGGGGCUUCUCGAGAGCAUUGUGGAUCGGACGGAGCGGCUGGAAAAGCUGCUGCUGCGAAGCGUACGCUCGACCAGCGACCACUCUCCGUCACCGGGCCGCGACACUGCUCGAUGCUGA